AUGUCUUCCCAGCAAACACAAAGGGAGGAAUUUGUCCAUCCCUCGGCAGGACAUGCCCGCAAGAAGAAGGUUAGCCCAUAUGGCAUUGAGCCCAUAAAGAUCUUCUAUUGUUUUAUGGUUGCGAACCUAGUCGCCGCAUUCUUCGCGCCUAUCCAGGAUUGCGACGAGACAUUCAACUACUGGGAGCCGACACAUUAUCUCUCCCACGGAUAUGGCCUCCAGACCUGGGAAUACUCGCCCGAAUUCGCCAUUCGAAGCUGGUUAUACGUAGGGCUCCAUGCGAUUAUUGGCAACAUCCGCCGGCUACUUCCAGGACCCACCAAGGUCGCCGAGUUCUACUUCGUCCGAUAUAUCCUCGCCUUCGUAUGCGCUCUCUCUCAGACUCUGUUCUUCCGGGCCAUCAGUUUGGCGCUAAAUCCCCGUGUUGCGAUCUUCUAUGUUGCGGUACUUAUUCUCAGCCCCGGAAAUUUCCAUGCGAGCACAGCCUUCCUGCCCUCGAGUUUUGCCAUGUAUGCCAUCAUGGUCGGAUCGGCUGCCUUUAUGAAUUGGCGCGGAGGUAUUAAGACAUCGCUUGGUAUCUUCUGGUUCGGUGUCGGGGCUAUUCUUGGCUGGCCUUUUGCGAUGGCUCUGGCGGUCCCCUUCGUCUUGGAAGAGGUACUGUUUGCCGGAGUUAGUGGCGGCCAGCAAAUGUUCGAGUCUGGCCUCCGUCUCUUCCGUGGUGCGGUUGCCUGUCUAUUGCUCAUUGCUGGAGAUACACUCAUCAAUACCUUCUUCUAUAGAAAGAUCGAAAUUAUCCCAUGGAACAUUGUCAAUUACAACAUCUUUUCUAAAUCGGGCGGACCAGGUCUCUACGGAACCGAACCGUGGACGUUUUACUUCAAGAACCUAACUCUCAACUUCAACAUCUGGUUCAUUCUCUCUCUUCUAGCACUUCCUCUGUUCAUCUUGCAGAGGCUUCUUGCCGAUCGGAAAGUAGGCUCGGCUUUCGGCCUCCGUACUUUCGUGUUCGUCAUGCCAUUUUACCUAUGGUUGGGCAUUUUCACCUCUCAGCCCCACAAGGAGGAACGUUUCAUGUAUCCGGCGUAUCCCUUCCUCGCACUUAACGCAGCCAUAUCGAUCCACAUUCUCCUGACGACUAUCGGUACGCAAGACCCCAAGUCCUUGGUGGCCAAAAUUCCUGCCAAACUUAGGCUGCUCGUGGUCAGUGCAGUUUUCCUCAUCGCUGCCACCCUUGGCCUUGCGCGCAUUUAUGGCAUUUACUCGGCCUAUUCGGCCCCGCUGAAGCUCUACGAGCCUCUUGGCGCCGGUGUAAGGGGAGAAGAAGGCAUUGGCGGCAGGGGCGAUCUCGUCUGUUUCGGUAAGGAGUGGUAUCGAUUCCCUUCGUCGUACUUCCUGCCUCGAGGCAUGCAUGCCAAGUUUAUCCGAUCCGAGUUCCGAGGCCUCCUUCCGGGAGAGUUCUCGGAGGCCGAUAUUGGCUUUGGCUUCUGGAGCGGAACGUGGCUGCCUCCCAACGGCCUUAACGACAGGAAUGAGGAGGAUCCUGGAAAGUACGUGGAUAUCCGGGCUUGUAACUUCCUCGUUGACACUCAGAACCCCCUGCACGAGGGCGAGCUGCCCCCUAAUGAGCCGGACUACGUCGCGGACAAGGAGAGCUGGGAAGUAGUCAAGUGUGUUCCGUUCCUCGACGCAGCGCGCACGCACCCCAUCUCCAGGAUGCUGUGGGUCCCCGAUUCGGAGUUGGUGCCAGAGGAGUUCCGGAGGAAGUGGGGUAACCACUGCCUGCUGAAGAGAAAGUAG
Molecule: messenger RNA, 1797 nt
Organism: Scedosporium apiospermum
Lineage: Eukaryota; Fungi; Ascomycota; Sordariomycetes; Microascales; Microascaceae
Exons: 4
Coding region: 1-1797 (598 amino acids)
Biological process (GO): protein N-linked glycosylation
Cellular component (GO): endoplasmic reticulum membrane
Molecular function (GO): alpha-1,2-mannosyltransferase activity
Source: RefSeq, a predicted model, not a curated record